UUUCAACGCGUCGCUUGCGCUUACACGAGGACAGCUCAGCAAAAUGGCCGCGAAGAUGGACAAAGUCGACAUGUCUUUGGACGAUAUCAUCAAACAGAACAAGAAAACUACAAGAGGAGGAAGGAGAGGACGUGGAGGAAGAGGUAGAGGGAGGGGUGGACCAAUAAGAAGUGGUAGAGGUCGCGGAAUUACCAAGAAUAGACCGACACCGUAUUCAAGAGUGAGUGACAAAAUAUUUCUUCGAAUUUCUAUGUUGUUUCGACAUUUUUGAUAUCACCGUUGCUAACUUGUUUUCUUUCUCUAGCCCAAACAAUUACCAGACCGAUGGCAGCAUGAUCUUUUUGAUGGCGAUAGUGGUUUCAGAGGAGGAAGGAACCGUAGCGGUGGUAUUUCCACCGGCUGCAAACUUCACAUUUCAAACUUGGAUUUCGGUGUUUCAGAUUCGGACAUUCAGGUAUUUGACGGUUUUUGUAUUUCACUCAUUAUACCACAGAUAGAUCAGGCGAUGUUUACUUGAGCGAUAAACUUAGUUGAGAAUGAUACUUUCAAAAUUGGCUUGAAGGAAGGGAGAUAAAACAUCAAUAUGCAAAAUUUGAAUUCGUACCACGACCUUUUUUCAACACAUCACUUCAUACAGCUCAAAUAAAACGUCAAAGGAAAAAAAAUCGUUAGGACACUAUUAUCCCAAACCCUUUGGUCCAGACUACUGGAAAGUUUUGCGAACUGAUGAAAUAACUAAAGAAUUUUUGUACGAAACUCAAGGUUCGCUUCUGGUAAUUUUUGUAAACUUGAAAAUGUGCUUUGUUAUUCUUGUUAAAAUCUCUUUCUUGGCCCCUUUGAUUGUUAUGUCAGCAAUCUUACAGAUUUUACAUCCGAAAAAUUAUUUGUGCGACUGAUUGUCGAUGAAAUAUUGGUGAAUGACUAUUGUUAAAGAAACAGACUCAAAUAACAUUACUUUAUUAUACAUAAAUUUGUGUACGUUUGACUUGUAGGAAUUGUUCAGUGAGUUUGGAGAUUUGAAGAAGGCCACAGUCCAUUACGAUGUUUCUGGUCGAUCUCUAGGCACAGCUGAGGUUAUUUUUCAACGACGUGAAGAUGCGCAGCGUGCCAUGAAACAGUAUAAUGGAGUUCCUCUUGAUGGUAAAAUAUUUUUAAUUUUUAUUCAUUGAGGCUGGUCAGCAAAUCCUGGCUGGUAAGACCUCAUCGUGCAGCCUUCAGUGACGACUUGGCCAUUGAAUGGGUUUGGUUACUGUUAAGGCUCAUUCUUUCCAACACAUGAAAAGCUGCCCUACUUCAGAUGUUCCUCAGCAUGCCUCUCCAGGUGUCAAAACAUGGCCUUGGGUUCAUUGUUUCAUUCAGGAGCCAUCUUGACCCCGCUACAGCUGUAGCUUGCAAUGGAGCCAUUCUGAGUUUUUCUGGUAAUACUGAACAUGAUGUCUUCCUAGCUGCUUAGUUUGUUGCUGAAUAUAUUAACCCUGUAACUCCUAUAGGUGACCAGGACAGAAUUUCUCCUUACAUUAUCAAUACUAUGUUAAGCAGCAAGUGAUCAGAAUCAAGAGGAAUAUCAAUUAGGGGAUUUAUUUGAUCCACUGCCAAAUUUUCCAAUCUAAAAUUGUAAGAAUUUUACAGCAAACUGUAAGGAGAAUUACUACUGAGAUCUUGGGAGUGUUAAGGGUUAACUUACAGGUAAUCUUGUGAGGAGCCAUACAUCUCCUGUUGUCAAACAUUCUGAAUGUAGUAGAGUUAUGUCAUAAUUUCAAUUUAUUUGAAAGUGUAAGGUUUAUUGCUAUCAUUUUUGUUUUUUGGUAAUGACAGCUAAUCAUGGUGUUAAACAAGAGAUGUGUGGCUUUUUCUGCUUCUUGUUGCAAAGUGAAACAUUGCUUGCUUGUUAUUUUGUUUUCAUAAAAAUAUUGCUCAGAAGUAUGAUUUAUAUUGCAAAGUGUUACCCCUUUGAGUGAGCAGAAAGGUGUUUACUGAAAUGAAAAAGACCUGUUCAACACUAAAACUCAAUAAUUCCUUAUUUCUUAUACUUCAGUAGAAAUUGCAUGGAGUCUCUGCAAUGAAAGCUGAUGCACUCCUUUAACUUAUUUUCAUAGUGUAUCAAAUUGUGAAGUGCUCUUAAAUAUUUUUGUCUUUGUUGUAAAAAUACAACAUACAACUGGUGAAAUAUUUUAAUUGCAUGCAAAGGAAUGGAGUGGCAGGUAGUAAUCAGGAAGGCCAGGUUGUGCUUUUCAUGCAGCUUAAUCAUCUGAUGUUAUUAGAUAAAUAAUUGGUAUGAAUUUAUAACACAUAUUUUACACUUUUGGUUGUGCAUUGUAAGUCUUGUAUUGCUUUUGUAUUGUAGGAAGGGAAAUGAUUAUUGAGUUGGUGACUGGUUCGUCAAAUAUUGGCAGUGGUGGUGGUGGAGGUGGUUUCCAAGGACAAGGGCAAAGGUACUGAAUCAUGAAAUAGUGACCCAUUUUUAGUUAAUGCGUAUAAGAAUUCUGAAGGAUGUUGCCAAAAGCUAAAUUGAUUAUAUGUAUAAUUGCAUUCAUCUAUAGAAGGCGCCAACAAUUUAAUCAAAGCAGAGGUGGUAACAGUAGAAGAGGCAGAGGACGUGGUAGAGGAAGGGGAGGAAGAGGAGGUGGCUCUCAAAAGGCUAAUGUUACAGCAGAAGAUCUUGAUGCUGAACUGGAUGCUUAUCAUGAAGAGGUUUGAUUAUCUCCCUUGAAUUUCCUUGCUUGUGUUUAUUUAUUCUAGAUAUCAUUGUAUUGUGAAAUGUGUUAAGGCAACAUGUGAGGCUAGAUUUUGUUUCCUUUUUUAAGCUCUUAAAUAUUUACAUUGUGAUCUGUCUUGCUUUAAUACUUUGGUGAAAUGGAGUAUUUUUGAGGGAAAACUUAAAUACUUUUGUUCUUUGAUAUGCAGGGAGAUGUAGACAUGGAUGAUGAAUAAGCAAACUUUCAUCUCUCUCAAGCAUGGAUAAAUACUUAAGAAACCAGACCUAAAACACGGACAUUGGAGAUUAAGCUCUUGAAUAUUUGCCAGUAAACAUCUUGUUAACAUAUAUGACACUAUCAAAUUGCUUUUUCAAUUAAUAAAUUGUCAAAGGAAUGUCUGAAUUUUCCAAAAGUAAUAUUCUUCAUGUCUUUCAGCCCAGGUUUUACUUUUUUUAUGUCACUUGUCACUUAUCUGCAAUGUAAUGUUUGGAUACUUCAGGUAGUGAAGCCUAAUCUCAGUGCUAUUGUCUUGUUGUUAAAGGAGAAACUUUUAAGAAAGUGUUAUUUUGAUGAAGACUUUGUGAUAAAUUUGUUUGAUGCUACUUUGUUCACAAGAACUUUAAUGAACAAAAGUUAUUGUGUAUUGAAAAGUCACAAGUAUUUUUAGCAAGUUUGGUCAGGAUUUGUUUCAGUCAUAUAGUUCAAUUUCUCAUGAAUAUCAAAUCCAUACUUCUUCAAUAAUUAGUGUCCUCCAAGAAAAGAGUUGAACAGUGCCUUUGAAGUUUCCUUAAUUUCUGUUUAGACUCCACAUUUAUAAGGAUGUUAAUGUUGUUAAGGGAAACACUUGUCAAAACAAUUUUUUAACCUUGUUAAAUAAAUGUAGAUAUUUGCUUGUGCAAAUUUUGUCUGAUUGCUUUUCAACUGUAAUUUGUCACACCUGUAGAACAUUGUAAAAGUUUGUCUAAUGUACAUGACUUGGAAAAGAGAGUUGAUAAGUGCAGCACUGAAGUGAAUACAAGGAAACUUUUAUUCAACUAGACCAUGUCAUGGAUUUAUUCAGACUUUAGGGGCUCUGAAGAUACAAUGUGUAGGUGGUCAAGUUUCCAAUGCAGCUGUUUAGAACUUGUCGUACUUAUGAAUUAACAUCCUGUUCAUUGUAAGCUUAUUCUAGUCAACAUUUCAAGUUUAAGUAGUUGCCUUAAGUUAUAGAUCAUUUUUAUUCUUCAAUCAGUGACCUAUUGAAGUGGAAUAUUUUAAUAACCUGAUUUUUGAAGUUCCAUUAGAUCAAAUUUGUUGUGAUGUGUUAGAUAAAAGUAAUGUAAUUCAUGUACUUUCUCAGAGGAUGGGAAUUUUUAGUGUGAAAUAAAGUGUUGUUUGUAG
Pocillopora meandrina is the source of this 4076-nucleotide messenger RNA. The record is from the annotation of a GenBank genome assembly. Lineage: Eukaryota; Metazoa; Cnidaria; Anthozoa; Scleractinia; Pocilloporidae.